Anopheles stephensi (Asian malaria mosquito) is the source of this 4219-nucleotide messenger RNA. RefSeq lists its product as uncharacterized. The transcript is spliced from 2 exons. The record is from RefSeq and is a predicted model, not a curated record. The coding region runs from base 9 to 1079 and encodes 356 amino acids. NCBI's taxonomy places the organism in Eukaryota, Metazoa, Arthropoda, Insecta, Diptera, Culicidae.
UGUUUCGGAUGUCACCGACGAUGGUCGACUCGCGGAAGCCAGAAUCGGGCUUGAGUGCUAGCUUCCAGGAGCUGCUGGAAGCGAUCGAAAAGGUGCAACCAUCCGACCGGGCACUGUACGAUGUGUUUGGUCCGGUAAGAGCACGACUCUGGCGUAAAUGGUGCCUGCGCAGGCUGUCCGUUGCAGUGUGCUUGAUGGCCAUAUGUUUGGCCGUGUACUACGUCCCGAGUGUAAAUUGGCAUGUGACGGCUAUCGGGCGGCUGUUAAUGAUAGAAAUGCUACCGUACUGGGACUGGACACCGCUGUACCGUGGCAAGUGUUUGAUAGCGAAGGCGAAAGAUGGUGCGGGGUCGAAAAAGUUUGAACCACCCAUUUCAUUUCCGGACGAUUGUGUUGUUUGCCGUAACUUUGGAACCGUGCCGGUGCGUGCGAAUGUUAGCUACGAAACUUUAUACCGCCAUCAUCUGAUGCGUAACGUACCGAUCGUUGUGGCCGACGUGUAUCCACCAUGGAACGAGCACAAGCUCUAUGGAGCGGAUUGGGACGGGUUCCUGCUCGAUUUGGAAGAGUUAUUGCUGGGGGAUCCUUGCGAUUUCCGUACGAAUUUACUGUUUAAACCCAGCUUUGCGAAAACGUCUGCCAUCGCGCGGAUGGUAGAUCUACUAGCGGAAGAUACGGCCACAGCAGCGAAGGAUCAUGGAUGGUUCGUGCAGCUGCGAAACUGUGCCCUAAGAACCGUGAAGAAAACGCGAACCAUGUUCGGGAAACCGUACUUCUACGCCACCCAUUGGGAACCACCGUACACGAACUGGAUUUUGUUAUCGCGCGGGCUCGAAGGCACCUCCGCCAUAACACCAAACAUGGCCGGACUAGUGAUAGUGCAUCAGAUGCGAUCGCACCUAAACGUCACGCUUCGACCACGUGUGGAGUGUGCCAGUAGCUGCCAGGUGCUUUCCGUAACGUUGCACGAACAACAGUCGCUCCUCUUUUCGACGACCCUGUGGACCUUCAGCUACGUACCUUCGGAUGGCAAUGGAACUUCGCUCACGUUCGUGACGGAAACGUACGAAAAUGUGUGAUGAGCAUGCAAAUAUGAGUCCCCGAAUAAAACAGUACGCAAAGUCGGCGCCGGCUUCGAUUCAGUAAUGUUUAGUUGAUUUAUUCACAUCAUUGGUUCCCAGUGUAGUUUUUAUCAGCUAUAUUGUUUCAUAUAAUAACAUUUUGUAUCUUCUUAACAAUCAUUUGCAAUCGUGCCGGUUUGCGUCGUCAAAACCGUCGCCGCCACCGGUUCUCGCUCUGUUCUGAGGUGUUCCGAGUAAGCAGAUGGUAAUGUGAAGAUGUCAAGCCGUUUUACACUCUAAAGCGCAGCGGGUUUAGUUUUAGUUGGUUGGUUUGGUUUUGAUGUGUAAAAGUAAGUUCUGGCCCAUUUUUGUUUGCGUGAGAGAGCCGCGCGCGGAUCUAGGAGGGGGGGGGGGGGGGACGGGCACGCCACAUAGAAGAUGGGUCGAGAUAAUACUGAGGUGAAGCUUUAGAGCUCACAGUGACACUAUAAAGCCCCGGUACGAAUGUGAAUGUUGCUCUGAGGGCCAGCCAAGCGGAUGCGAGUGCUAAUACUCCGCUGGAUGUAAAGGAAGCAUUUGAAGAAGCGCUUUUGCAUGUAACGUUUAACCUAGUGGCCAUAUUUCUUGACGUCGCAGAACUGCUAUCUGCUGCGAGCUUUUCGUUCGUUUUGUUUCUUGAUCUUUCCCAAUACGAUACAAUUCUUCAGCAACGGUAACAUACGAUUGCGGUUAAGUUAAGCUAGUUUUUCCUCUGUCGGCGCGUCACAACACUUCUGCCUUCUGCUCUGGAGAGAAAACGAGAGUCGCUUUUACGGUAAGCUAAGGCGGUACGUAAGAGGUCCUUAUCGUGUGGUACGGGUUAGAAAGCAUAGAAAGCGUGUCUGUUUCAAGACGAUAAUACGAUUCGAUUCGAGCUGAGUAGUAGGACAAAAAAGUGGACGAGAUUUGAUUAAAUUCGUUGAGAUAGGCUACGAAAAGAAUCAGUUUGUUAGUUUUGAAGUUACUAGGAUACAAGCUAAGAGUCAAAUAGCUCAAUAUUAGUCAAAUUUAAGUCACAAAAGCUAGAAUUCAAUGUCCGAUCGGCUACCCUCCGGGGAAAGCAUUUAAUCUCCGAUCUGGGAAAGGACCGAUCACCCUGAAGGUGAUCCACAAACACUACACCACGGUACAGUAGCGGCCUAGAGCCUAGAGGAUCGUUCUUGAGGAACCUUCAGAUCGCGACCAGCUGCAUCAGCGCUUACGUGCCAAGUGUAUGGGGAUGAUCACGUGUAGAUGUCAUGUUCGAUUCUGUGUUGAGUGGUGUGGUGGUCGUAUGCCUAUGCGUGUACGUGUUGUGUGUGUUGUGUUUAUCGGGGCCGCCAUCGUCCGCCAUUUCUAUGCCAAUCUGCAAUCGUUCGGUCCUAAAACACGGGGGGAGGUUUGAAAAUGGACUGUAAACAGUAUGUAAAAUAGUGAGCGAUUGUCAUUGUAGUUUGUUGCUUGAUGAGUGGUUGUACAAGUGUUUGUGUGUGUGUAUGUUUAUGUUUUUACAAUUUUAAAUCUAAUAAUGUAGCAAAAAAAUGGGAAUGAAAUUUACUAAACAAAUGAGAAACUAGCAGCAUUCCCGACGGUAUUAGCUUACAGGAAAGCUUGCGGACAAGCCGGCUCGCAUCAAUCAGUCCUGACGUGAUCUGCGUGACUACUGGGCAAUAAAGGGCGGGAGUGCGCAAAGACGAGCAGGGGCACCGGGGAAACGGGGGAAAUCAAACAGGAGCCAUUCGGAAGCGAAACGUCAGCGAAAUUGGUAGUAGUAGUAGUAGCUAUUAGUACUAAUGCUAUUAGAUAUGUACUUACGAUUUGUGACAAAGGUAUGCUUGUUCGGGUUAUUGGAUACUAUGCGAAGCGCGUUCUUAGAUGUAAGAGAUCGUAGAAGUAGUAUAGUGGUAGUAGAAAGGGUAGAACACGGGAAGCUGUACUUCAACCGUAUAAUAGAUGCAGUAGCGUUUACACCGCGUAGUUCAAACCGGAUUAGCAACGAAGCGAAAUGAGUUCUACUUUCUUUCGAUUGCAACGAAACCUUGUAAUUGGCGAGUCAACCGACUUUGACCGUUCCGGUAACCGCGAAAAUUCUGUCUAAGUGACUAUGUUUUUAUGUGCGUACCUGUGUGUGUGAGCUAGUGUUCUUUUGAGUGUAUAGAUGGCGUUAGAGUGAUCUUUUUCCCUACGAGAGUUAAGUCUGUGCCGUGUUGUAGUUGACUGUGUAGCAUCAGAAAGGACCUUGGUGACAGUGAGCCUAGUGUUUGUGGAAUGGUUUUGAUCUGUAGCACAAGUAGUAGUAGUAGGUAGUAGUAGUAGGUAGUAGUAGCACAAGCAAGAGCGCCUCACUUGCCCUAUGUGCGUUUCACUUGCGUUUUAUCAUGUGUUCUCUUUUAUUUCGUAAUUUUUCCAGAUUUUUUUUUUCAUUUUCACGAAAACAAUAACUAUACUUGUUCUGUCGUCCUGUCGUCCACGUGCUACUAUGCUCGAAACACCUAUUGUACGGUAGUAUUUGUAUUUUUUCUGUUUUUCUGCUGUAUAUGUUUUUCUUGUUGUAUGUUUUAUACGGCGUACUCGCACAGAAUGGAACCGUCGAAGUUGCAUUUUCUUUUAUGUGUUUUGCGUGUUUCAAAGAAUCACAAGCCUGUUGCUUAUUUUUUCACUGUUUUAUUUGUUCUUUUCCAUUUUUGAAUCCUAGCCGUUCCGGUAUUUUUUCCGUACUUCCAAUUAUCCAUUAUACUGUGCGAACAAAACUGGGCAAUAGGCAACGUACGUAUCCCCGAAAGUAUGCAAAAUAGUGCUAAAUAGCCGACUGCUUUGUUUUGUUUGUGUGUGUGUGUGCUGAAUUUGAUUGCUGGGCAAAUGGUAGAGUAGAAGCAAUAGAAGAGUUAGUUUGUGGUGUAUGGGUGUUAGCGUUAGCAAUCUGUCCUAACCUUCCUUAUCUUCCAACACAUGCUCACUGUUACUUAUUUGGCUCUUAUUGAUCAGCGUCGCCAUUUUCGUGUUAAUGAGUUAAGUUUUUUGUUUGUUUGUUUUUUGUUUCUUCAAUAAUUUAUUAGUUUGUAAAUAUGUUCAAUUUAAUUAUGGUGGGUAAACAUUUUUGUUGUGGUCGUUUUGUGUUCUGCCUUUUUAGUCGCUGCCAC